Molecule: messenger RNA, 958 nt
Organism: Propithecus coquereli (Coquerel's sifaka)
Lineage: Eukaryota; Metazoa; Chordata; Mammalia; Primates; Indriidae
Gene: PIMREG
Product: family with sequence similarity 64, member A
Exons: 4
Coding region: 33-737 (234 amino acids)
Source: RefSeq, a predicted model, not a curated record
CUAGUGGGCAGAGAAGACUCUUGGCCGGGCGGAUGGCUUCUCGGUGGCAGGACGUGAGCGCCUCUGUGCGCCGGAGAUCUCUCCGGAACCGGGAGCAGCUGGAGGACAGCAAGGUGCUGCAGCCUGUGGUGGGUCAUCAAGAGACCUCUACCCUGGGCUCCCUGUGCAGACAGUUCCAAAGGAGGCUGCCCCUGAGAGCCGUCAACCUCAACCUCAGGGCAGGCCCCUCCUGGAAGCGCCUGGAAACCCCAGAGCCGGGGCAGCAGGGCCUCCAGGCUGCAGCUCGAUCAGCCAAGAGCGCCCUGGGUGCCGUGUCCCAGAGAAUCCAGGAGUCCUGCCAGAGUGGCACCAAGUGGCUGGUGGAAACCCAAGUGAAAGCCAGGAGGAGGAAGAGAGGGGCACAGAAGGACGGUAGGCCCCCAGCUCACAGCCUGAGCCAGAAGAGCACCCGGCUGUGUGGAGCCGCCCCUGCCCACUCAGCCACGGACCCCUGGGAGAGGGAACAUCACCGCCUCUCUGUCCAGAUGGGCCUGCGUACCCCCCGACUACGGCGGUCAAGGAGGGAGGCUGCCUUCCGGAGCCCCUACUCCUCAGCAGAACCCCUCUGCUCUCCCAGUGAGUCUGACAGUGACCUAGAGCCUGUGGGGGCAGGAAUUCAGCAUCUCCAGAGGCUGUCCCAAGAGCUAGACGAAGCAAUCAUGGCUGAAGAGAGGAGGCAAGCCCUGUCUGACCACUGAGCCCUCACACCCAGGGUGUCUGUGCUGCCCCGUGACCACCCUGGAGGAAGCCCCCUGGAGUCGUCAGUACCCCUGGGCCACUGCUAACAAGGACCUAACAAGGGGCCCAGAGCUCUCCUGCUCCGGCCACAUCUGGACCCACCACUGACCGCCUGCCACAGCCUGCGAGUGACUUGGGGAGAUCUUGGAGAGAUGGGGGAAUUGUUUCUUCUACUCCCCAG